This is a messenger RNA of Aureobasidium melanogenum CBS 110374, 669 nucleotides long. RefSeq lists its product as uncharacterized. Bases 1 to 669 code for a protein of 222 amino acids. The record is from RefSeq and is a predicted model, not a curated record. NCBI's taxonomy places the organism in Eukaryota, Fungi, Ascomycota, Dothideomycetes, Dothideales, Saccotheciaceae. The transcript has a single exon.
AUGAUAUCCACCACAGACCACGAGACCCUUCCAAAAGUCCUCCAGCUACCCCUCGAGCUCCGACAACAAAUCUACUCUUACUUGUGCCCGCCCUCACCAAUCUCCAAUCCCAUUCCCACAGUCGGCAUCACCAGCGUGUCGCAUCGUCCACCGCCUUUACCUCUGCUUCUGAGCUGCCACGCCAUCUCCGCCGACAUCACUUCCUACUUCUUCAAUAUCGCGAGCUGGAAACUCAUCGCCUCCCACGCUUUCAAUUUCUACCGCAUCGACCCAACACUCUCAAAUCUCGCCAGUUCGCGACUGCUCAAGAAGAUCCAGAAAGUCGAGUUGGUGUUUUGGUUCGACGGUAGUUUACUCAAGAGUUAUCCUUCUCUCAAGACGACAACCUAUUGUCAAGAAAUCAAGAAACGGGCAACACGGGCUUGUGAGAUACUGGCUACAGCGCCAGAGUUCAGGAUUCUUCAAAUCAGCUGGGUGGACUCAACAACCCAGGAAGCGAUAGAGGAUAAGAGAGAGGUUUUGGAUGCAUUGAAGAUACUGGACGAUAAAGUCAGGUUUGAGGUUGGGGUCCUAGAAUGGAGCGGUGCGCAGGCUGAGCCUGACAGAGGUGACUUUGAGAGGAAAGUCAAAGGCCUCAUUCAUGUUGCUCAUCCUGUCUCUGCUUGUUGA